Molecule: messenger RNA, 2376 nt
Organism: Gekko japonicus
Lineage: Eukaryota; Metazoa; Chordata; Lepidosauria; Squamata; Gekkonidae
Gene: SMURF2
Product: SMAD specific E3 ubiquitin protein ligase 2
Exons: 18
Coding region: 1-2280 (759 amino acids)
Biological process (GO): ubiquitin-dependent protein catabolic process; negative regulation of BMP signaling pathway
Molecular function (GO): ubiquitin protein ligase activity; protein binding
Source: RefSeq, a predicted model, not a curated record
AUGGCUUGUGAUCUGUGUGUAGAUGAAAAGUUAAAGAAACUCAGCUUCAUGACAUGUCUUGUUUUGUUCUUCUUUAUAGUUCUCUGUGCAAAAAACUUGGUGAAAAAGGAUUUUUUCCGGCUUCCUGAUCCAUUUGCUAAAGUUGUGGUUGAUGGAUCUGGCCAGUGCCAUUCUACAGAUACUGUGAAGAAUACCCUGGAUCCAAAGUGGAAUCAGCAUUAUGACCUAUACAUUGGAAAGUCAGACUCGAUAACAAUCAGCGUAUGGAACCAUAAGAAAAUCCAUAAAAAACAGGGAGCUGGUUUUCUGGGUUGUGUGAGACUUCUUUCCAAUGCUAUCAACCGCCUUAAAGACACUGGUUAUCAGAGGUUGGAUCUAUGCAAGCUUGGACCAAAUGACAAUGAUACUGUUAGAGGACAGAUAGUAGUAAGUCUUCAGUCCAGAGACCGGAUAGGCACGGGAGGUCAAGUUGUAGAUUGCAGUAGGCUAUUUGACAAUGAUCUACCUGAUGGUUGGGAAGAAAGGCGGACAGCCUCUGGAAGGAUUCAGUAUUUAAAUCACAUUACACGAACAACACAAUGGGAGCGACCAACACGGCCGGCAUCAGAAUAUUCCAGUCCAGGUCGACCUCUGAGCUGCUUUGUGGAUGAGAACACUCCCAUUACAGCUAUAAAUGGUGCAACAUGUGGACAGUCAUCUGAUCCCAGGCUAGCAGAGAGAAGAGUGAGGUCUCAGAGGCACAGGAAUUAUAUGAGCAGGACCCAUCUACAUACUCCUCCAGAUUUACCAGAAGGAUAUGAGCAAAGAACAACUCAACAAGGGCAGGUGUAUUUCUUACAUACUCAGACUGGUGUGAGCACAUGGCAUGAUCCACGAGUACCUAGGGAUCUUAGCAACAUCAAUUGCGAAGAGCUUGGUCCUUUGCCACCUGGAUGGGAGAUACGAAAUACAGCAACAGGCAGAGUUUAUUUUGUAGAUCAUAACAACAGAACAACGCAGUUCACAGAUCCACGGCUAUCGGCUAACUUGCACCUUGUUCUAAACCGUCAGAACCAACUCAAAGAUCAACAGCAGCAGGAAGUGGUGUCAUUGUGCCAGCUUCCAGAUGAGGCAGAAUGCUUGACUGUGCCAAGGUACAAGCGUGACCUUGUACAGAAGCUCAAGAUUCUAAGGCAAGAGCUAUCCCAGCAGCAGCCCCAAGCUGGACAUUGUCGUAUUGAAGUCUCCAGGGAGGAAAUAUUUGAGGAAUCUUACAGGCAAGUCAUGAAGAUGAGGCCUAAAGACCUAUGGAAGAGAUUAAUGAUAAAAUUUCGUGGGGAAGAAGGUCUCGAUUACGGAGGAGUUGCCAGGGAAUGGCUGUAUUUGCUGUCCCAUGAAAUGCUGAAUCCAUACUAUGGGCUGUUUCAGUAUUCACGUGAUGACAUCUAUACACUACAGAUAAAUCCAGAUUCUGCUGUUAAUCCGGAACACUUAUCCUACUUCCACUUUGUUGGACGGAUCAUGGGUAUGGCUGUGUUUCAUGGACACUACAUUGAUGGAGGCUUCACGUUGCCCUUUUAUAAGCAAUUGUUAGGGAAGCCAAUCACGCUGGAUGACAUGGAAUUAGUAGAUCCAGAUCUUCACAACAGCUUAGUGUGGAUACUGGAGAAUGAUACUACAGGCGUCUUGGACCAUACAUUCUGUGUGGAACAUAAUGCAUAUGGCGAAAUCAUACAACAUGAACUGAAACCCAAUGGGAAAAGUAUUCCUGUCACAGAGGAGAAUAAAAAAGAAUAUGUAAGGCUUUAUGUAAAUUGGCGAUUUUUACGAGGGAUUGAAGCUCAGUUUCUGGCUCUGCAGAAGGGAUUUAAUGAAGUAAUCCCACAGCAUCUGCUCAAGACAUUUGAUGAAAAGGAAUUAGAGCUCAUAAUUUGUGGCCUUGGGAAGAUAGAUGUUAAUGACUGGAAGGCCAACACCAGGUUGAAACACUGCACGCCAGAGAGCAACAUCGUGAAGUGGUUUUGGAAAGCCGUGGAGUUGUUUGAUGAAGAGAGAAGAGCCCGAUUGCUGCAGUUUGUGACUGGCUCGUCCAGAGUGCCACUGCAGGGCUUCAAAGCAUUACAAGGUGCUGCUGGUCCAAGACUAUUUACAAUUCACCAGGUUGAUGCUAGCACAAAUAACCUGCCAAAAGCUCAUACGUGCUUCAAUCGAAUAGACAUUCCUCCUUAUGAAAGCUAUGAGAAACUUUAUGAAAAGCUGCUAACCGCCAUUGAAGAAACAUGUGGGUUUGCUGUGGAAUGAACCAUGUGUAGGCUUAUCUGGGACUGUAUUUAUAUUCCGUCAAGCAGAAAAGCCUCCCUUUAGCCAUGACACCGUAAAUGCUUGAAAUAUAGGAAG